AUGGACGCCGCUGCGCCGCCGCCAUCCGCGCCGGAGGAGCCGCCAGCCAGGGACUGGUCGCUCCUGCCCCUCGACGUGCUUGCCUCAGUAUUCGUCAGGCUCACCGCAGUAGACGUCCUCAGGGGCGCCGGCCUCGUGUGCCGCUCCUGGCUCCAAGCCGCCAAGGUGCCAGACGUGUGGCGUGUCGUGGACAUGGGGUACCACAAUAUCAUGUUCAAGUACGACAAGAAGGAACGUGCUGACUUAUGCGCGAUGGCGAAAGCAGCCGUCGACCGUUCCGAUGGACAGCUUCGGGAGUUUGCCGGGAGGUCGUUUGUCACCGACGAGCUCAUGCAGUACAUGGUGGAAAGGUCACCUUCGCUGACUACCCUUCGGCUUGUACAAUGUUGGAAGAUACACUGUUGGAAGGUCUUUAGUGCACGACUUGACGGUGUUAUAACAAAGUCACCUCUGAGCAAGCUCCGGUCCCUUGAACUUGACAACAUUGACCUCCUCGUGGAAGAACUAAUCGCCAUCCUUGAGAAUUGUCCGGUCCUAGAGGUUCUUACGGUGCGUGAUUGCUUAGGGAUGGACGAGGAAGACGAGCCGGUCCUGCGAGCUAAGUGUGCCCGUAUCAAGACCCUGACAUACGACUGUGUUGGUGAGUGCAUUGGUGAAGACUGGUACGACUAUGGGUCUUGGAGCUAUGCAUGA
Lolium rigidum is the source of this 693-nucleotide messenger RNA. RefSeq names its product F-box protein SKIP19-like. The coding region runs from base 1 to 693 and encodes 230 amino acids. The record is from RefSeq and is a predicted model, not a curated record. Lineage: Eukaryota; Viridiplantae; Streptophyta; Magnoliopsida; Poales; Poaceae. Gene Ontology annotation, molecular function: protein binding. The transcript is spliced from 2 exons.